UCCUCAGCCUUGCUCGAAACCUUCAACACCAGACCUAAGCAGGUCUCCAAGAGGAACAUGGCGAGCUCUAUGCCGCCUAAUACUAUUUUCGAUGUGGUGCUCAAGAAAUUCAUAUCCCCCCUGACCGACAAGGAAAAGGCCGAAUUCGGAUCCACCACGUUCCACGAGCUGCAGCUCUCAAUGGCGAGGAUCCAAAUGCAACAGUCGUCAAAAGGAAAACAACGAGGUAUGCAUCGACUAGAGGGAUUUCUCGAAGCUAUGAAGGAGUUCGAUAAGGUCAUUCAAGUGUUCGUCAACAGCAGUGAGAUCCUUGCCUUCGUGUGGGGGCCGAUGAAGUUCCUGCUCCAAACAGCAUGCCAUUUCUCGGAAGCUUUCGACGCUUUGAUAACUGCGUACCAACGCAUAGGAGAACAGCUUCCACUCCUUGCGCAACACGAAACCCAAUUUCGGAACAAAACACAUCAGUCGCGUAUGGAAAAAGUACUGAGUCUGAUGUACAAGGAUAUCUUGGACUUUCACUGGAAGGCGAUGAGGUACUUCAAGCGGAGGAUGUGGAAGCAACUAUUCAGCGCGGUCUGGAAAAACUUUGAGACAGAGUUUGCUGAAAUUUUACGGAAUCUCCGCGAACAUCGUUCACUGAUCGAGUCGCAAGCGAGUAUUGCUCAGCUUCACGAAAUUAUCAGGACUCAAGAGAUGGCUCAGACAACCUUGAAAAUGCAGAAAGAAGAAGAAAAUAGAAGACGUCGAGAAUUCUGUAUACAAUGGCUGGCUUCAGCUCCAUAUGAUGUCGAUCAAGACGCGCAUGCCAAAGUUCGACACACUUAUCCUGGGACAGGACAAUGGUUACUCGCAAACAAACGAUUCAUGUCUUGGUUUGACAGAGACAUGUCGUCCAACCAGUUGUUGUGGAUGACUGGCAUUCCUGGUGCAGGUAAGACGAUUUUGGCAUCUUUAGUCGUAGAAGAGACAAAAAAGCUUCCGGAUGUCACUGUCGCAUUCUUCUAUUGCAGAUACGAGGACUUGCAGCGUAACACAUUUGUUGCAGUGGCUCGCGGUCUCCUUUCGCAGCUUCUAAAUCAAGACGAAGAUCUUCUUCCAUAUCUUUACGAGAAAGCGACCAAAAGUGGUCAGACUAGCCUGUCUACAGACUCACUUGCCAAACAGCUGUUAGAGACGGCCAUCAAAAAUCACCGAAAACUCUAUGUCAUCAUUGAUGGGAUCGAUGAAUGUGAGAGAGAACAGAGAAAAGAGAUCGUCUCUACCCUCGAGUCCUUCUGGGAGUCAUUACCAUAUACUGACGCAGACUCGCUGAGAUGCUUAUUUGUAAGCCAGGAUGAUAGUGCAGCUAGGAAAGAUUUUGCGCGAAUGGUCACGCUGAAAAUUACUCAAAGCGACACAAAACAGGAUAUCAGUUCGUAUGCUCAUACCUGGAGUCAAGAGAUCAGAGCGAAGUUUGGGCUCGAUCAAAACCACGUACAGUGCAUAGAAAACAUGAUUGCGGAAAAGGCGGAAGGCAUGUUUCUGUUUGCUAGGCUUAUGAGCCAUUAUCUCCAUGAUCAAGGCAAUGUCGGAGAACUUAACAGGGAACUGUCACCGGCCACUUUCCCCCGAGGCCCGCUUAGACUAGAAGACAUCUAUGGGAAGAUAACGCGGAAACUAUUCGGAAGAUCUGACGCUAUUCGGUCAGAUUCAAAGAAGUUGUUGAGUUUGAUGAUCUGCGCUAAGAGGCCGUUGAAGUGGAGAGAAAUUCAAUGCGCUGUAUCCAUCGAUAUAGACGAAGAAAUAGUCAAUUGGGAAGAAAAUCGGUUUCCGGUCGACUCCAAAGAUUUGUGUGGAUCGCUUGUUGAGAUAUACUCGGAUGGCACUGUAAACCUGGUCCACCACACUGCUAGAAGGUAUUUAGUAGACGAACAAAUAAUCGAUCUUGCAGUCGAAGAGAUGUCGCUCACACUGCUCUCAAUCGGUUACUUGAGCAUGCAAUGCUUUGACUCGAGUACUUCGGACGAUGAAGUCAAUCUCUUCAUCUCGCUGGGAUACUACGGUUUCCUCGAUUAUGCAUACGCUUACUGGUCCCGUCAUCUGGAGAAGUCGCUCUCACUGGGCCAGCCUCAAGAGUCGAUCUCUGAGCUUACAGAAGCUAUUCAACAAUUUGUGGAGUACAACUGGAUAGAGCCAACAUCCAAGCUGAACGUGCCCAAAUCGCUUUAUGAUCAUCUGAAGCCUUUGGAAACGGCGAGUAAUUAUAAUGACGUCGUUUCAGCUAUUUACCUCGCCAGGAAGCAACUUCAUUCAUCUGCGAAAUCGAUUCAUGAUGAUGAUAACUUCAGACUGAAGGAAGCCUUGAAGCGAGUACGCGAUUGCUUGGAGGGAGAAAUUUCUGAAACUACCACCCCCGAAACCUUCAAGCUGAUGUAUGGGUCUCAAAUCUUCAAGUGUCCUAGGCCAAAUUGCACUCUCUUUUAUAACGGAUUCCCUACUAAACAGCUUCGAGACGAACACGUACCGAAACACGAGCGCUUAUACUUUUGUUCCUUCUCGGGAUGUGCCAUCGCAACGAUAGGACGCGCAACACUGAAAGAGCUCCAGAAACACGAGAAGGAUGCGCAUGGAUCGAUAAACAUAGACGACGAAGACGAGGACGAGUACCCUGAGCUACCACCCGAGAUAGUAUCCUUCGUUUGUGAGAUAUGCAACGCUUCUUUUACCCGUAAACAUAAUCUCAAGAACCACACACGCACCAAACACAGCCAAGGAACCGGCAGUCAAAACUUUAUAUGCCAAACUUGCGGAAAAGCAUUUGCUAGACAGGGAGAUUGCACACGGCACAAGAGUACCGCGCAUUCUGCAACCAUGAAGUUCAAGUGCGGAGGCACGCUUUCCGAUGGUUCGGCAUGGGGGUGCGGGAAAGAGUUCUCGCGCGGUGAUAUACUCAGUCGGCACUGGAAAAGCGAAAAAGGUCAGAGAUGUUUUUUGCCAAAACAAUUGGAUGACGAACGAGGAAACUCUACGCCUAUCACUGCGACAUGAUCAUCUUCCAUACUCCAUGCAAUGGAAUCAAAGCUUGCCAGUCAUCACUCCUCUCAGUUCUGAACAGAAUAUGAUGACCGUUGUUGCAAUCG
This is a messenger RNA of Periconia digitata, 3119 nucleotides long. The record is from the annotation of a GenBank genome assembly. Lineage: Eukaryota; Fungi; Ascomycota; Dothideomycetes; Pleosporales; Periconiaceae.